ACUACGCUAUCGUCUAUUAGUCAGAACUCAAUUAUAAAUUACCUACUAAGUAAAUUAUUUGCAGUCAGCACAAUGCUAAAGCUGAAGAUAGUCGUGUCUCUCACUCUAGUGAGCGUGUCAAUAUGUUCAGAGCUGGUGAUUCCACCGACCCUGAAGUUCGGAGUAGCGACCUCCUCAUACCAGAUUGAGGGAGCGUGGAACGUCAGUGAUAAAGGCCGCCACAUCUGGGACAAUUUUGUGCGCGAGCGCAGAGUGGACGAUGGGAGCACGGGCGACGUCGCGUGCGACUCCUACCAUCUCUGGGAGAGGGACAUCGACAUGAUGACGGAGCUGGGCGUGGACUUCUAUAGGUUCUCGAUAAGCUGGCCGCGCAUACUUCCAACUGGGUUCACUAAUAAAAUCAGUGAAGACGGCAAGAGGUAUUACAACCAGCUGAUAGAUGGACUCUUGGCGAAGGGCAUAGAGCCUAUGAUCACCAUUUACCACUGGGAGAUGCCUCAGCGAUUGCAGGAUUUGGGUGGCUGGGCAAACCCAUUAAUAUCAGACUGGUUCGCAGACUACGCAAGAGUAGUAUUUACAUUAUUUGGGGACAGAGUCAAAACCUGGGUCACCAUCAACGAACCCAUAGCCAUCUGCGAGGGCUCCUAUAGCCUGGGAUUGUUAGCGCCUGGACUGAAAUCUCUUCAGCAUAUUGGGACAUACCUUUGCAAUAAGCACGUGCUGUUGUCACAUGCUAAAGCUUGGAGAAUUUAUGAUAAGGAAUUCAGGUCUAUGUAUAAAGGAGAAAUAUCUUUGAGCAACAACUUGUUCUGGUACGAAGAGAAGAGUCCAGAAUACGCGGAACUUGCAGAAUUGGCCAGACAAAUCAAUGCAGGACGUUACUCCCACCCGAUCUACUCGAAAGAAGGGGGCUGGCCUCCUUCUAUCGAGAAAAUAAUAGCAGAGAACAGUGCUAAACAAGGGUACCACCAAUCCAGACUGCCAGCUUUCACUGAAGAAGAGAAAAAGCUCGUUAGAGGCACCUUCGACUUCUACGGCGUGAACUUCUACACGAGCCGACUAGUCAGCCCUAAAGAACCCGAGCUGUGUUUUGGCUUCCCAUUGGCCGGGUCUGAUGAACUCGGAGCAGAAUUUACUAACGACAAUUCUUGGCCCGUGGCUUGCAAUGGAUGGCUUUCUGUUUACCACGAGGGUUUGCGCAAGAAACUGAUCUGGCUGAAGCAGCAAUAUGGGGAAAUGAAGUUCCUUAUCACUGAGAACGGCUUCCCGACUUGUCCUGUAGACGAGCUAGCCUUAGAUGAUGACGAACGGGUGGAUUUCUACAAGGAGAACUUGAAACACGUGGUCAAAUCGAUAACCGAGGACGGUGUUAACAUAGCCGCUUAUACUGCGUGGAGCCUCAUGGACAACUUCGAAUGGAUAGAUGGCUAUACGACAAAAUUCGGCUUGUACGCUGUCAACUUCACGGACCCAGAACGGACAAGGAUGCCGAGAAAAUCCGCUUUAUUUUUCACAAAAUUGAUCAAAACUAGGAAACUCAUAUACGAUGAAAAUAUAAAGGUCGAAUUGUAUUGGUUGUAUUAUUUCAUAGGUGUUUUAACCAAUCCUGAGCACGAAAUUUACAUGAUACACUUUAAAUUUGUAAUUUUAUUCCAUGAAAUAUAAAAUAUAUCAAGUAUU
Plodia interpunctella (Indianmeal moth) is the source of this 1680-nucleotide messenger RNA. RefSeq names its product myrosinase 1-like. Gene Ontology annotation, biological process: carbohydrate metabolic process. The transcript has 11 exons. Gene Ontology annotation, molecular function: beta-glucosidase activity. The coding region runs from base 73 to 1665 and encodes 530 amino acids. Lineage: Eukaryota; Metazoa; Arthropoda; Insecta; Lepidoptera; Pyralidae. The record is from RefSeq and is a predicted model, not a curated record.